ACAAAAACACAUAAGAAUUCACACAGGAGAGAAGCCUUACCCCUGUACGUUGUGUGGAAAGCAAUUCCGUGAGAAGGGACACCUGAAAGCACAUCUGAAAACGCACACUGGAGAGAAGCCUUACCCCUGCCCCACCUGUGGGAUGAAGUUCGCCCAUUUGGGAGCCAUGAAAAUACACCUGCUGACACACACUGGAGAGAAACCUUACCCCUGCUCUGUGUGUGGGAAGCGUUUUACCCAAUCGUCACGUUUGAAGCAACAUUUCCGGACGCACACAGGUGAGAAACCUUACCCUUGCUCUGUAUGCGGGAAGAGUUUUGCAAGACCUGCAGACCUUAAAGUACACCACAGAGAGCACACAGGAGAGAAACCUUACAGCUGCGCUGAAUGUGGCCAGAGCUUCACCAGUUCCCACAACCUAUGGAAACAUCAGAAGACACAUCUACCGCCUGGACUACUCCCACCUGUUGAGUUUGACAACCACAACCAAACACCUGAGAUGAACGCUACAAAUGAAGCACUGAAGGAGGAGGAAGAUGAGGUAUUUGGUGUUCUGAUCAAUUCUGACGGAGAAGAAGUUGGAUUGGACUUCGAUCCUCCGGGUUCUGAGGAAGAAGAGAGUCCGUCAACAUCAAGAGAACCUGAACAACAACACCAGGUGAACCACACUACAACUCUGAGGUACAGCUGCUCUGUGUGUGGGAAGCAGUUCAAUCGCAAAGGCCAUCUGCGAAGACACGAGAGUGUACAUUCAGUUGAAAAACCAUACGGUUGCUCAGACUGCGACAAGAUGUUUGGUUCCAACAUAGCCCUGAAUAGACACAAGAAGUUACACAGAGAAGAGAAACCUCACAUUUGCACUGUGUGUGGGAAAGGUUUUGUUCAACUGUCACGUUUGAAGGAACACUUCCCGACGCACUCAGGAGAGAAACCGCACUCCUGCUCUGUGUGUGGGAAGCGCUUCACUACUGCGUCGUACCUCAAAACCCACAGCAAAGUCCACCUGGGGGAGAGUCCUUAUACCUGUAACAUAUGUGGGAGACCUUGCCAGAAGUUGUCGGCAUUCAAGUUACACAUGAGGAUCCACACAGGAGAGAAGCCCUUCAGUUGCUCUGUGUGCGAGAAGCAGUUCACUCAGAAAAGACAUCUGCAAGACCACCAGAAAGUACACACUGGAGAGAAACCAUACCCCUGUCCCGAAUGUGACAAGCGGUUCAGCUUCUCCUCAGCCUUGAAAAGACACCAGCAGUUACACACAGGAGAGAAACCCCACUGCUGCUUUGUGUGUGGGAAUGGUUUCUCUCAAGCAGGGCGCCUGAAAGAACACCUCCGGACGCACUCGGGAGAGAGACCUUUCCCCUGCUCAGUCUGCGAGAAGAGCUUCAGAAGAGCUUCUGAACUGACGAUACACAUCAGAUCUCAUACAGGAGAGAGACCGUACAGCUGCGCUGAAUGUGGUAAGUGCUUCGCCAGUUCUAUGAAGCUGGGACGACACAAGAAGAUCCAUCCGAGCACAAACACUGAAGAGGCUCUGACUAAAGAUGUGAAGAGUGAAGAGGAUUCCAUGAGUAUUGAUGAUGAAGAAGAGGAGCCUGCCUCUGCAGUUAGUGGAUGCUAGUAGGGUGAAGAGGAGUCUCUGCAGUUAGUGGAUGCUAGCUAGUAGGUUGGAUAAUCGUGAUGAUUGAAAAAGAGUGCCACCUGAUGACUGUUGGUCUCCAAAACGAGGUGUCGGUUUAGACUGGGAACAAUGAACAAUGAUGACUUCAUAAUGUAAAAACUAUAUCUGCACACUGAUGCAUGUUUCCAAUAAUUGUGUUUUUGUGAAAGGUUAAUGGUUUCAAGGUUGUUGCAGUUUGUAUCAAAUACAUUCAAACUAUUAGAAGCGCUCCCAAUAUAAAAAAUAAUUAAAAGGUGCAAAAAGACAGCAGACUGAACAGUAUAAAGCAGGCAAACAACCUAACAUACACAAUCAAUCCAAGGUAAGAAAUGAAAUGAGCAAACUAGCUAGUGGUAUCUAUAAACAUUUAAAUAAAGUUAUCAAUGUUAUUUCUAUUAAUGUGAUAAAAUGCUAAUUAUGCAACAAUCCAAUCCAUAUUAGGUUUGUAGUCAAUAGAAUAACCCUUCUUCCUGGUUUUUAACACUUAUAGUAACUUGCCUUUAAUAUCAUUGUUCAUUAUCUUAGCAAAUUCUGUUAGUUAUUUUAGAAAGUCAAGAUAGUUCAGAUAUUGCUGAAAGAAGUGUGUGUGUGUGUGGACAAUCAUUUCAGAAUGAGGUGUUUGUGGAAUAUUGAUAUGGAUAGAAUGUAAUCUUGUUAAGUGAACAAUAGAAAUAAAAGUGAAGAUAGUGUA
Messenger RNA from Coregonus clupeaformis (lake whitefish), 2348 nucleotides. RefSeq names its product zinc finger protein 501-like. The record is from RefSeq and is a predicted model, not a curated record. Gene Ontology annotation, cellular component: nucleus. Bases 143 to 1618 code for a protein of 491 amino acids. Gene Ontology annotation, molecular function: RNA polymerase II transcription regulatory region sequence-specific DNA binding; DNA-binding transcription factor activity, RNA polymerase II-specific. Lineage: Eukaryota; Metazoa; Chordata; Actinopteri; Salmoniformes; Salmonidae. Gene Ontology annotation, biological process: regulation of transcription by RNA polymerase II. The transcript has a single exon.